AUGGCUGAGCACAACAUUGUCGUCCUGGGUGGUGACCACUGCGGUCCCGAGGUUGUGGCCGAGGGUAUCCGAGUCCUCAAAGCUCUCGAGGAGAACAAGCCCAGUGUUGGCAAGUUCAACUUCAAGGACCAUCUCAUGGGUGGUUGCUCAAUCGACGCCAACGGUUCCCCUCUGACUGACGAGACCCUCGCUGCCGCCAAGGGAGCCGACGCCGUCCUCCUCGGUGCCAUUGGAGGCCCCAAAUGGGGCACAGGUGCUGUCCGACCCGAGCAGGGUCUUCUGAAGCUCCGCAAGGAGAUGGGCACAUACGGCAACCUGAGACCUUGCUUCUUCGCCUCCGACUCCCUCGUCGACGCCUCUCCCCUCAAGGCCGAGAUCUGCCGCGGUACCGAUAUCGUCAUUGUGCGAGAACUCACUGGCGGAAUCUACUUUGGCGAGCGCAAGGAGGAUGACGGCUCCGGCUCGGCCUGGGACACUGAGCCUUACUCCCGAGAGGAGAUUGAGCGUAUCGCUCGUCUGGCUGGAUUCCUCGCACGAGGCCGUGGCGACAAGAAGGUGUGGUCGCUCGACAAGGCCAACGUGCUGGCUACCAGCCGGCUGUGGCGAAAGGUCAUGAACGAGACUUUUGAGAAGGAGUUCCCUGACCUUAAGGUCGAGCACCAGCUUAUUGACAGCGCUGCUAUGAUUCUUAUCAAGAACCCCACCGGCCUUAACGGCGUUGUCGUGACGAGCAACCUGUUUGGAGAUAUCAUCAGCGACGAGGCCAGUGUUAUCCCCGGAAGCAUUGGUCUUCUGCCCAGUGCCAGUCUGAGCGGUAUUCCUGAUGGUCAGGGAAAGUGCAACGGUAUCUACGAGCCCAUUCACGGUUCCGCCCCUGAUAUCUCGGGCAAGGGCAUCGUUAACCCCGUCGGUACCAUCCUGUCCGUGGCCAUGAUGCUCCGAUACUCUCUCAACCUCCCCGAGGAAGCCAAGAUUGUCGAGGCUGCUGUCCGAAAUGCUCUAGACGGCGGUCUGCGCACCAAGGACAUGGGCGGAAACGCUGGCACAAAGGAGGUUGGAGACAAGGUUGUUGAGGAGCUCAAGAAGCUCCUCAAGGCUUAG
Molecule: messenger RNA, 1101 nt
Organism: Fusarium pseudograminearum CS3096
Lineage: Eukaryota; Fungi; Ascomycota; Sordariomycetes; Hypocreales; Nectriaceae
Exons: 5
Coding region: 1-1101 (366 amino acids)
Biological process (GO): L-leucine biosynthetic process
Cellular component (GO): cytosol
Molecular function (GO): magnesium ion binding; 3-isopropylmalate dehydrogenase activity; NAD binding
Source: RefSeq, a predicted model, not a curated record